Messenger RNA from Adineta steineri, 1173 nucleotides. The record is from the annotation of a GenBank genome assembly. NCBI's taxonomy places the organism in Eukaryota, Metazoa, Rotifera, Eurotatoria, Adinetida, Adinetidae.
AUGGCAAUGAUAAAUAACAAAACACAAUGUUUUAAAUGUAAUAAAGACAAAAUUACAUAUUCUUGUAAAGGAUGCUCAAAAGAAUUUUGUUUAACGCAUUUAAACGAACAUCAACAAAUACUAAAUGAAGAAUUAAAUCAUAUUAUUAACGAUUAUGAUCAAUUUCAACAUAUAAUUAAUGAGCAAAAACAAAAUCCACGUAAUCUUUCAUUAAUAGAACAAAUUAAUCGAUGGGAAACAAAUUCAAUUAAAAAAAUUCAACAAAAAGCACAAUAUUGUAGAGAAAAUGUUAUUAAAUCUUCACAAACAUUCAUUAAUGAUGUUGAAAUGAACUUCAAAGAUCUAACAGAACAAAUAAAACAAAUUCAUGGAGAAAAUGAAUUUAAUGAAAUGAAUUUAAACUAUUUAAAGAAUCAAUUGAUAGAAAUUACAGAAGAACUAAAGAAGCCUUUAAAGAUUUCUAUUCGACAAAACUCAAAAUCAUUUAUUCACGAAAUUUCAAUUAUUUCAUCAAAAACAAAGAAAUAUGCUGAAUUUUCACGUUGUGAUCAUAUACCACAAACUGAACCAUAUCCAAAGAAUUUCUCACAAGAUUUAGAUGAAACAACUAAAGAAACAGCAGAAAAGAGAAAAAGAAAUAGGAGAAGAAGAAAAGCUCAUACAACAUCUGAUGUGGAAGAUAAACCAAAACAAAUAAAUCCAUCUGCUAGUAUGCCUAAACCAACAUUUAAUAUGGAUGAAUUUAAACGUGUUUAUUCAAAUGAAGAUACUGAUAAAAAAGCUAUACCAUAUUUUUGGAACAAUUUUGAUAAGGAUCAUUAUUCAUUAUGGUUUUGUGAAUAUAAAUAUCCUGAAGAUUUAAAACAAAUCUUUAUGACAUGUAAUUUAGUAUCAGGAUUUUAUCAACGUUUAGAAAAACUACGUAAAAAUGCAUUCGCUAGUAUGUGUAUUUUUGGUGAAAAUAAUAAUAAUACAAUUGCUGGUAUUUGGGUAUGGCGUGGACAUGAACUUGCUCUUGGACUUUCAACAGAUUGGCGAGCUGAUUUUGAAUCAUAUACAUGGAAGAGAUUAUCUGUUGACGAUGAAAAUACGAAAGAAUUAGUUAAACAAUAUUUUCUUUGGGAAGGUGAACAUAAUGGUAAAAAAUUUAAUCAAGGAAAAAUCUUCAAAUAA